AGAGGAAAGAGAGAGGAAUAGGGUAGAUGACAAUAUCAAAAGUAUUAAAAUGAGCAUCCCUUCUUUCCAAGGGAAAAAUGAUCCGGAUGUGUAUCUUGAAUGGGAAAGGAAGGUAGAAGCUGUGUUUGAUUGUCAUCACUAUUCAGAGGAAAAGAAAGUAAAGUUAGCAGCAGUAGAAUUUACUGAUUAUGCUUUGGUAUGGUGGGAUCAAGUGUUGAUUAGUAGAAGGAGAAAUUAUGAGCAAUCAAUUGCAACCUGGGGUGAGAUGAAAACUAUAAUGAGGAAGAGAUUUGUUCCUAGUCAUUACUAUAGAGAGCUACAUCAGAGGUUACAAAGAUUGACUCAAGGUUCUAAAAGUGUUGAAGAUUAUCAUAAAGAAAUGGAAAUUGCUAUGAUUAGAGCAAAUGUGGAGGAGGAUAGAGAAGCCACCAUGGCUAGAUUCUUGAAUGGGCUAAACAAGGAGAUUGCUCAUAUUGUUGAGUUACAUCACUAUGUUGAGUUGGAGGAUAUGGUCCACAUGGCUAUGAAGGUAGAAAGGCAACUUAAAAGCAAGUCAAAAUUUGGAGGAAAUGCAGGUACUUCUUCAUCUUGGAAGUCUAACUGGAAGAAGGAGGAUAGGGAAAAUGCUGUUAGCAAAUAUAAGAGAAAUGGCAAAAUUAUAUGCUAA
Molecule: messenger RNA, 667 nt
Organism: Hevea brasiliensis (rubber tree)
Lineage: Eukaryota; Viridiplantae; Streptophyta; Magnoliopsida; Malpighiales; Euphorbiaceae
Exons: 2
Coding region: 50-667 (205 amino acids)
Source: RefSeq, a predicted model, not a curated record